CUUCAUAAACCAUUUUACAUUCACUUAUCCCAUCACAAGCAUUAUCACCGCGGAGCUUUGUGUUCGUCUUAAAAUGGGCCAAAAUCAUGAACGAAUUCGCCAAAGUGCUAAGGCCAGAGUAAAUGCAUGAAAAAAGUUGCGCUAAACAAUUGCUUGCGUUAGCUGACGGGACAUAGUUAGCAUACGGUGCUACCUAGCAAGUUACCUACUUUCAACACUAAGCCAGUUAGGCCUUUUUAAAAACCUGGAAAUUUGUCCGUACAUAACUUGGUGUACUAUUUCGGUACAGAAGGGGUGAGCAUUGGAGUGGUCUUUCUGUGAUUUGAUCCUUAUUCUCUAACGAGUGAUAUUUCUAUUUAGGCAGCUAAUCAGGGGAUAGUGUGUGUUGGUGCACCAAAUUUAGUUAGCUAGCCAGCUAGCUAGCGAGCUAUUCAGCUAGUGAGUUUGUGGCUCCCGUUUAGCAAAAACAUAGGUAGCCUGCUAAAUCAACUUGUAAAUCUGCUUACUUGCUAACUUCCGAUGACUGAGAUAUCUUGGCCAGUUGCACAGACAUUAUUACUGCGUUGGGCUCUUCGCGAAGUAGCAAGUUUUCGUGAUUUGUAGUGCAUAAUUCAAUUUGGGUGCGACCGAACUUUGCACGUUAACAUUAGCGUUUUUUGCGCAUCUCCCCGUGGAAAUACGGUUGCUAGCAGGUGGGCUGGUGAGCUCUUAGCUGCACGUUUGUUCACUUGUAACAUACCGCCUUAGCUUGAGAGCUAUGUUAGCCCAUUAAAAGCAUGGGGGUUACCCAGACAGUAAUUUCUUGUGUGGUUUUUUUCAGUUUCGGAUUUAUACUAGACAAGUCGGUCGUAUAACCGUCCAGCCCUACGGGCUAACGUUAACCUUUUAGUUCCCCAGUGCAUAGCUGCGGUAUAAACUUGUAAACGGGACUCUAAGCUCACACCCGGCUUGCUCGCCAUGCCAAGCCGCGGAUGCAGUGUUAUAGAAGAGGCCCGCUAAAUGAAAACGAGGAGAAAUUUAUUUUCAACCCGAAAUGAUGUCCUAGACAGAAAGAGGUGGCUACAUUCUGCCGCAGAGGAGAGCACCACGAUGAGGAGUCAGUAGGCACCCACCAUAGUAUGGCCGCGUCCCGCUCUUCGCGCGUCACAAGAUCAUCAGUGGGGAUAAAUGGAUUGGACGAGAACUUUUGUGGCCGAACCCUCAGGAACCGCAGCAUCGCCCAGCCGGAGGAGGCGUCGGCGCUUGCCACGCCCAGAGCCCGCUCGCCUAAGAAGAAGCAGGACAACCAGCAGCUGCAGGCGGGAUCCCACGCGGGGAAGGUAGCCGAGGGCCGGGCGGAAGGCGAAGCCUCGGCCGCCCACAGGAAGCGCGGCUUCUCCACCUCGGAGCGUGAUGAGCUGGAGAGGUCAGACAGUUGCGAGCGGGCAGCGGCCACCUCGGAGUCCUCGCCUGCUCCCAAGAAGGCCAAGCGAUGCCCUCGCUCAGGGGAGGCCCCGGGGACCGAAGAGGAGCCCUCCCCCAAACCUGAGAGCCCGGCUGACGCCACCAGGGAUAUUGAUGAGGACUCUAAGUCAGAUGCUGCCCUAAUGCCUGCUCCGAUGCCCGCUGAAGAAUUCGGGGAGGAGAGGGCCAAAGUUGUGGAGGGGGACACCCCUCUAGCUCAGGCUGAUGAGCCCCACAAGGCCACCAACGGUGUGGCCGAGCUCCACAAGGAGGACUUAGAAGCCGCAGCCCUGCCUGCAGCGCCCCGUGCCUGCCCUGCCAAGCUUGCUGACGGGCCCUCGCUGCCGAACGGUGGCCAGGCGCCACCCACCAUGCCCGACCCCAUUGUGCCUUGCCGAUCGCCACCACCCGGGCAUCUCAACGAGCCCGACAGGCCCCUGGUGGAUGGCGGGGGAAGCUGCCCGGCGGAGGAGGAUGCAGACGCCCAUGCUGUGUUGUCGCUGGAGCCCGAGAUGGAGGUGGAGGUGGACGUGGUGGGCGACUGCGGGCAGACGCGGGACCAGAACGCGGAGGAGGGCACCAACGGCGGACCGCCGCUGGAACCACUGGACCCGUCUGACGAUGGCUCGAAUAUCUCAGGGGAAACAGCUGGGCAUGCCUCGUCCCAGCCACCCGCCGAGCCGCCCUCUUUCACCGAGCCGCAGGAACACCGAUAUGCCCUGAGGACUUCCCCUCGGCGCACCCCCAGUAUAGGCAGCGCUGCACCCGCUUCCCCCGUACUGACUCCGGGGGACAAUAGCUUACUGAAGGAGGAGGCUGCGAUGGGGCCUUUCGACUUGGAUGAUGCCUGCUACCCAGAGCUCCCCACCGACGGGCCGCGAGGCGCCGGAGAAACUGGCAGCGAACUCUCAGAGAACGUCAGGACCAGUAGUGAUGCAGAGGGCGGUGGGUUGGAUAGUAGUGUGUUCAGAUCCACCAAAGAACCAUCACUCGUUCAGGCUGAUGAGGAAGAAGAGGAGGAGGAGGAGGAGGAUCCUGAUGUUUACUAUUUCGAGUCCGACCACCUGGCUCUCAAACACAAUAAAGACUACCAGAGGCUACUGCAGACCAUCAGUGUGCUGGAGGCCCAGCGCACCCAAGCCAUUCUGGAUCUGGAGACGCUGGCCUGCCACCAGAAGCAAGCCCUGGCCAACCCCAUUGCCUUCGUGGACCACCUUCAGAAACGGGUGGAGUUGGGCUUGCCCUGUCCCCAGAGAGUGGUCCAGCUCCCUGAGAUUGCAUGGGACCAAUACACGUUAGGCCGCGGUGAAUUCGAAAGGGGACUGUGCGACAAGAAGCACAAAACACGGCGGCUGAAGUUGAUCUUUGACAAAGUGGGGCUACCAGCGAGACCAAAAAGUCCUGUGGACUCCAGGAAGGACGGCGAUGGCUCCACUCUGUACCUGUCUCUGCCUGCCAGCGACGCCCCUGAGCAAAGCAUGGCCAGCAACCGAACUCAGAUGAUUCGAGGGCGACCGUAUCACCAGAACAAACCUGACACCUUUAAUCAGCUGUGGACGGUGGAGGAACAGAAAAAACUGGAGCAGCUGCUCGAGAAGUUCCCACCUGAGGAGGUGGAGUCGAAACGCUGGCAGAAAAUCGCUGAUGAACUAGGGAACAGGACAGCCAAGCAGGUUGCCAGCCGAGUGCAGAAGUAUUUCAUCAAACUGACAAAAGCCGGGAUCCCAGUUCCGGGACGGACGCCAAACCUGUGCAUGUACAGCAAAAAGGCCUCCAGCAAGAGACAGCACCACCUCAACAAGCACCUGUACAGGCCGUCCACCUUCCUGACGUCGUACGAGCCGCCCGUCUACAUGGACGACGAGGACGAGCGCUCCAGCUCCUUCAGUGGACUGCCGGACCACGGGGCAGACGACUCGGACGAGGACAGCAUGCCGGCAGAUCUCAGGCACCUGCCUGAAUACAAGGAGCUGCAAGAGCUGAAGAGACUGAGGAAGCAGAAGAUCCAGGAGCUCCAGGGCGAGAGCUCCCUUGCCCAGCACGUGGGCUACAAGUGCGAUGCGUGUGGCAUGGAGCCAAUCCAGGGUGUGCGGUGGCACUGCCAGGACUGCCCGCAGGACAGUGCUAUCGACUUCUGUGGCAACUGCUCCGACUGCCUGUUUAAGACGGAGACCCACAAGCCGAAUCACCGGCUGGAGCCUGUCUACCAGGUCGAGACCUUCCUGGACAGGGACUACUGCCUGCCACACAGCACAGGCUACAACUACUUGGACCCCAACUACUUUCCGGCCAAUAGAUGACAGGGGCGGAGCGGGCCGCUGCAACCCCCAGGACGCUCCGCGCAUGGCUCCUCACCCUGAGAGGCAGGUGCGCUUAAGCGGGAGGGGGUAUUGACCCCUCCCUGGCCUGACCACCUGCCCCUGUGAUGGAGGGGGAGGGCACCACAUGAUCCCUUUGCAUGGUGGUCGUGCCCUAAACCUAGCUCCUCAAGUUCACCCGCCAACCUAAAGGCCAAGGGGUGAAGGGGCAGGAGCCACCCCAGGCCCCUCCUGUUUUCAGGCUCUCUUCCUAAGCUCCUCCCCCUCCUGUAUCCCACCUGGCUUCCCCUUCCCCCAUGCCAGCAUCUGAUUGGAUGCUGCAACCUGUGGCUUUUUGGAGCUUUGUGUUUUUUUUGGGGGGGGGGGUGGUUAGUUGAAACUCAAGCUGUUUAACUGUCGGUUGGGGUUAGGGGUGGGAGGGGUUGAAUGUAGUAUAACUCCUAGGUGAAGCUCCUUUGCGUUCAGGCUCUGUUGGGGUGAUGAGACGAGGCUGGGGAGGAUGAAGUGGGGCUCGGUGCCGCUGCCUUCUGAUUCAUGCCAGGUUUUUAACAAAUCAGAGGGGAUAUGCUAACAACUCAGACAUUCUUAACGGUGAAGACUCGGUCGACGGACCCUGGAUACACGUCUCUUGGCAGUGGACUACCACUUUUACUAGAAGCUGCUUUUUUUCCCCCUUUUCCACCCCACCCUUAUAUCAUGAUGUCGAUUUGUUUGAUUUUUUUUUUUUUUUUUUUAAUGUUAUAAACCCACUCCACUUUCCAACUAGGAGCACUACAGCACAGAAAAGACCAGCCGAGGUGUUAAUAACGUGUGAACAUGGGGGGGAAAAAAAAUGAAAAAGGGUGUAGUUUAGUUUUCCCUUUUUUCAGUGUGUACUGUUGUUGGUCAUGUGGAGUAUACAAAUGUACGGUGAAACUAGCAAGUGGUAGGUGCUGUGCCAUUUUUCCUUUCUUUCUUUGUUUUUUGGUUUGUUUGUUUUUUUUUUUAAUUGUCCAGAAGGUUCUACAUCUGAACCUGGCCCCGCAUUUUAAAAUAACUUGGAGGGAAACAAGAAGAGCUUGUGGCACUUUUGCCCUUUGUGGAAAAACUGCCCUGUCAUCACAUUAGGUCCUGUUGUUGUUAUUAUUAUUUUCUUCUUUUGCAGUUUCCUCGUGGUCCACAACAAAAUUGUAUUUUUAUUAAUCUAUUUAAAUGGCAGAGAUGCCAGGAAAAAAAGAUAUCAAGAUGGUGGCUGCCGCCAAUGUGGCACACCCACAUUAUUUUAUACACAUGGAUUUUGUUGUGCUUCAAGUAGACCAUUUUGUAUGGAUUUUGUUUUGCCCCUCCCCCACAACCUUCCUCACCCUGCUUAAAUAUCUGUGUAUAACAGUCUGUUCUUAAAUAAUGUUAAUAUGUUAGAGGAGAACUGUGGAAAUAAAAGUAUGUGAAGUCUUUCUACACCA
This is a messenger RNA of Electrophorus electricus (electric eel), 5203 nucleotides long. It is a transcript of the gene zzz3, whose product is annotated as zinc finger, ZZ-type containing 3. The record is from RefSeq and is a predicted model, not a curated record. Lineage: Eukaryota; Metazoa; Chordata; Actinopteri; Gymnotiformes; Gymnotidae. Gene Ontology annotation, molecular function: zinc ion binding.